AUGCUGGGUAAUCAUGAAGAGGUGUGCAACUAUGGUGUCGCGUUAGAGUCUGCAAUCAGAAGCGGUAUGAGCGAAGCGCAAUGCUGCCGAGAUGGAAAACAGAACCACGGUGAUUGA
Messenger RNA from Echinococcus granulosus, 117 nucleotides. RefSeq lists its product as hypothetical. The coding region runs from base 1 to 117 and encodes 38 amino acids. The record is from RefSeq and is a predicted model, not a curated record. The transcript is spliced from 2 exons. NCBI's taxonomy places the organism in Eukaryota, Metazoa, Platyhelminthes, Cestoda, Cyclophyllidea, Taeniidae.